AUGGGCCGCUCACGAAAUUUGGAUGAUGUCGAGGCUAAUCACGACGAAGAGGAGGAGCUUUGCACAUGGCGUGACUGGGCAGUCGUGUUAUCAUGGAGUCUGCUGGGUUAUUUGUGCGUUAUAUUGACAGUGAUUGGUUAUUAUAACCCAUCUCUAUUACCAUUUGACCCGACAUCUUUGCUUUUCAACAAGGAUAUUUCGCCGUUCUAUGCAUUCUCGCAUGGUUCGGAACGUUUCCCGAAGCCACACGGGUUCAAGAUAGUUGCUCUGGUUCCAUUCAACUACCAUGAGCGCACUGCUAUUCUGGACUGUUACCUACAGCAAAACUUGGUCCACAAUCAUGGCUUCCUCGAUCAAGUUGUUUUCAUCCCCCAGACGCAAGACGCCGUCAGCCUACAAUGGCUCAAAUCUUUAGUACAACAAACCCCCGAAUACGCCAUCUCUCUAUCCGGUCACGAUAUGGACUGGAAGUUUACCCACGACGACGUCAUGUACAUCCGUAUUGACGGGGAUGUCGUCUUCAUGGAAGACCACACUAUCCCAACGAUCGUCAAAACAAAAUUGGACAACCCUGGAGCGAUGAUGGUAUCUGCAAAUGUCGUCAACGAAGGCGCACUCUCUUCUCUCCACAGCCAUCCAGGUGUUGCGCUACCAUAUCUACCCGAAAUCCACCACGUUGAGCAGCCUUCUCGGUCAAAGUCCCAACUCCGCAGUGACUGGAGGGCAUCGAGUCUUCCACGAUGGGAAGGACCCGCCAGCUUCAGAGUUCAAAAGGGCUUUCAACCACCUUUCCAAGGCCAUCGUUGGCUAUUACCAGCCGGUGCAGGCGCAGACCGAGACCCCAUUGCGUCUUCCGUGUACACGGAAACCGGUCCGACUCUGCAGGAUUGGACGGUUAGUGCACAGCAGCACUACUCGUUCCUUGAUCACCUUGAGUCGAAUACUUUGAGUCGAUACAAAUUCCCCAUGUGGGUGAACCCGACUGAGCCUGCCAGUAGCAGUUUCGGUUGUUUCUGGGGCAAGGAUGCUGAGGCAUUGGGGGAGAUCUUCGGUCAUAAAAUCAGUGAAGAACUAUCCAAGUCGUGGAUUGCGGCAGAUGGAUCUCGUCCUAACGUUACGAUUGACGGGAAGGGCCUGGUAUCGCAUUACUCGGCUAAACUGGGUGCUGAUGGCUUGGAUGCGACGGAUCUUUUGGAGCGGUAUCGUGCCUAUGCUCAAGAAAAGGUUUGCCGACAGACUAUGUAA
This is a messenger RNA of Penicillium subrubescens, 1245 nucleotides long. RefSeq lists its product as uncharacterized. The record is from RefSeq and is a predicted model, not a curated record. The transcript has 2 exons. NCBI's taxonomy places the organism in Eukaryota, Fungi, Ascomycota, Eurotiomycetes, Eurotiales, Aspergillaceae. The coding region runs from base 1 to 1245 and encodes 414 amino acids.